Messenger RNA from Symbiodinium necroappetens, 612 nucleotides. NCBI's taxonomy places the organism in Eukaryota, Dinophyceae, Suessiales, Symbiodiniaceae. The record is from the annotation of a GenBank genome assembly.
AUGCAGCACAGCAUUGUGGACAUCAUCCCAAGCUUGAAGGCAUUUGCCGCUUUAAGAGAAGACCCAAUGAGCAACGGCUUCACCGUCAUGACGUGGGGUGAUCCACAAACUGGCGGAGACUCAAGUGCGGUGUCCCACCUGCUGAUUGGCCAAAUACUGCAGGUGGUGGCCAACGAUUGGGCAUUUGCAGCCAGAAGAGAUGACGGCAUGGUUGUUUGCUGGGGCGACCCAGCUUCUGGGGGCGACAGCUCAGCUGUACAGGAACGUAUCCAUCAAGCAGGUGGAGCCGUGGCCUUGUACAAGACGUCCAGGGCCUUUGCCGCGGUCCUCCAGGAUGGAUCCAUUUGCGCCUGGGGCGAGCCCAGCUGUGGAGGGGACUCCACCCCCGCCGAGUUUGAGCUGGGAGAAGAGAAGGUCCUGGACAUGUGUGCGAAUGAUUACGCAUUCGCUGCUCGGACUUCGCGCGGAUCCGUUGUUGCUUGGGGUCACAAGCUGUAUGGCGGCCACAUCGAGGAGGAGGCUGCUGCCAAGCUGCAGUCCGGCGUUACAAAGAUGAUCGGCAACAAGUUCUCCUUCCUCGCAAUGAAGAGAUCGGGCACCUACGUAACAUGA